GGGCACACAGUCCUCCAGCUAUAACACAGGAAAAUGGCAGCCAGAGAGAGGAACCAGAAGUAAACGUUUUGUGUUGCAAUACAUGCAAAAGGCCAUAUGAACAGUCUGCAAAUGAAGAACACAUUGCAAAGCGUGUAAAACAUGAUGAGGUAUACCCGACGCCAACAGUCAGUGAAGAUAAAUUUUCAUAUAUGGGUGACUUUGCAGUCGUUUAUACAGAUGGUUGUUGUUCAGGUAAUGGACGUAAUAGGGCACGUGCUGGAAUAGGUGUCUACUGGGGACCAGGCCACCCUUUAAAUACCAGUGAAAGACUUCCUGGACGGCAGACUAAUCAAAGAGCAGAAAUACAUGCAGCCUGCAAAGCAAUAGAGCAAGCAAAGAGUCAAAACAUCAAGAAACUAAUUAUCUACACUGAUAGCAAGUUCACUAUUAAUGGUAUUACAAGCUGGGUUGACAACUGGAAAACAAAUGGCUGGAGAACAAGUUCAGGAGGAAGUGUAAUAAAUAAAGAAGAUUUUCAAAGACUUGAUAAUCUAUCAAAAGGCAUAGAAAUUCAGUGGAUGCAUAUUCCUGGUCACGCUGGCUUCCAAGGAAAUGAAGAAGCUGAUAGACUAGCAAGAGAAGGAGCUAGUAAACAAAAGUCCUGACGUACUGGGACUAGAGACUGUUGCAGUGGGAGGAAAAGGACUAACAUCACAGUGACAACUUCAACUCCAAAACAAUUACAGCAGUUCAGCUUUGAACUGUACUUCUUUCUGGCCUGAAGUGUUAAACAUAUACCAACUUCUGGGGAGAAAACCCCCA
This is a messenger RNA of Pelecanus crispus (Dalmatian pelican), 804 nucleotides long. NCBI's taxonomy places the organism in Eukaryota, Metazoa, Chordata, Aves, Pelecaniformes, Pelecanidae. The record is from RefSeq and is a predicted model, not a curated record.